AUGGGGAGAGCCAUCGGGGAGGGGCGUCGGGCGGUUACAGCUGGAGGCAGUAGGGCAAGGGGAGAGGGGGGUGCUCCGCUGCGUCCAGAGUCCAAGGACUCCGGGCAGACCCCCCCGGUGAGCGAACCGAGUCCUCACCGCGGGUUGUGCCCGGGUUCUCAGCCUCCGUGGGCUUCGGUCACCGAGCUGCGCGGCCCACGACAGCGAGGGACGUUUCUUUCCAAACCCCUGAGGACUGGGCUCCGGAGCAAGGCUGCCAGGUCUAGAGUGCAUUGUUUUGAGAACCACGCGGAAGGAGCUUCCAGUUACUGUGACUCACUGGUUCUGUCUCCGUCCGUCCGUCUCUCGGCGGCCGUCUUCUGCUGCGGCUUCCGCGACCACAAGUACUGCUGCGACGACCCGCACAGCUUCUUCCCCUGCGAGCACAGCUACAUGUAGUGGCUCAGUAUUGGUGCUCCUGUGGGCCUGUCCAUAGCAGCAGUGGUCCUCCCAGCCUUCAUUGUCACCGCCUGUGUGCUUUGUUACCUGUUCAUCAGCUCAAAACCCCACACAAAGUUGGACCCAGGAUUAAGCUUACAGACUACAGACCCUGAUGAGGUACUGCCUGACCGCCAAGGUGGGAACAUGGGCAAUUCAGUGGAGGUGCCGGGAGUGAGCCCUCUCGGGCAGAGUCACCUCCUGAACCCAUGGCCGGACUGCAAUGAAGAGCAGGCUGUGGACCCCAAACGCCUCCUCCAGCACUGCUUCAUGGCUACAGUGACAGCCGGUGACAUUCCAGGCAGCCCUGAGGAGGCCCCUGUCCCCAGUCUAGACCCAGCUCCAUAA
Messenger RNA from Mesoplodon densirostris (Blainville's beaked whale), 825 nucleotides. RefSeq names its product shisa like 2A (gene SHISAL2A). Lineage: Eukaryota; Metazoa; Chordata; Mammalia; Artiodactyla; Ziphiidae. The record is from RefSeq and is a predicted model, not a curated record.